This is a messenger RNA of Parnassius apollo (apollo), 1506 nucleotides long. The record is from the annotation of a GenBank genome assembly. Lineage: Eukaryota; Metazoa; Arthropoda; Insecta; Lepidoptera; Papilionidae.
AUGAAAAACAGUGAUAAAAAGUUUAAUGAAUGUGAUUCCCCAAAAACUCCAGGUGGAAUUAGUAAAUCUCUUUUAACGCCUAUUAGACGACUCGGGCUUUCAAGGAAAUGGAAGAAACCAGGAUCAUCACCGUUCGUGUCUCCACUUGCGAGCAAUACUAUUAAGCCCUCUGACGAGGACGGAGAAGAAAAAAAGUCAAGAAAAAGAAAACUUUGUGUCGAUGAGGAGCCUGAAAAUAUACAACUUACACCUGUAGUUGAUAAUACAGUGGAAAAUGUUAACAGUGAAGUUAUUUCAACACCACCACUUGGUCAGGAUAGUACAGUUAACACUCCUAUCAGAAAAGUUAAACGAAAAAAGUCUAAAACAUUGUUAUCAUCAUCUAGUUGUGCACAAAGUAGGGAAACCACAAAAAAUCCAAGUUAUAUACACAUACAGGACCCAGGCAAUUUAAAUGUGUGCACAGAAGUAAGACAAACAGAGAAUACAGCACAAGAGGAGCAACAAACAAGCAAUAGUGAAAAUUUGGAAAAUAAGUCUCCAACACAAGUAGUGUUAGAAAGGGAAGUAAAUAUUCAAUCCGAACGAACUGAAAUACCAAAUGAAAAAAAGAAAGGCAAUUUAGAACCAAUUUGUGAAGAAAGCACCAGUGAAAAUGUGGUUAUAGCACAAACAAAAGUGCCAAAUAACUUAACAAAAGAAUGCAUUGUUGUCAUACAAAAUAAAAUUUUUAAACCAGCAAAUAAAAAUAGAACCAAAAAUGAUAUUUGUAAAAGAAAAAAUAAUUCCAUGUCUCAAGUUAUAUUUGAUUCUGACUCUGAUGAUGUUCCACUAAGCUGUAUGAACAAAAAAGAAGAUUUACAAAAAGAAAGCUUAAAUGAUGAUUUCAGUAACAUUAAGAGUACUAAGGAACCAAAAGUACAGCAGUCAAUGAACAAAUCAUCACUUAAAGAUAGAAAGAUAGCUACUUCAGAAAAAAAGAAAACCCAUAAAAUUACUAAGCAUUCUAAAGAUGAAAACCUACCAGAAAAGAAAAUAGAACAAAUAGCUUUAAAUUCAUCAUCACAGAGCUCAAAUUCCUUUGAAGAUGAUGAUGAUGAUGAUUUUGAAAUGAACAAAAGGACUAUAUUAGUUCGGAAAUCUUAUGACAAAGUUACAAAGAUUUCAAAAGCUAAAUCAACUGGUUCAAUAACUCAAAGGGACAUAGAUGAACUGAAAGCUAGAAUUGAAACUAAAAAAAAACUUCUUUUUGCAAAAGCAAUGACUAAAGAAACAGAAGAAUUGCGAGGCCUAAUAAAGAAAUGGCAAAAAGGUUGUCAAGAUGCUCUAAUGGAGCUACUAGAGCUAAUGAAGAAAAAAUUGCCAGAUCAAUCUAAUAUGGAUUACUCCAAUAUUUUAGAUAUGUUAAAAAUACCACAUGAUCUCGUAGGAUACGAUCCUGAAAAUGAUUGUUUUGUUACCCCUGAUGAUAAUAGUAUCCUGGCAUUAACAUUUAAUGAUUUGUAG